Molecule: messenger RNA, 1623 nt
Organism: Neomonachus schauinslandi (Hawaiian monk seal)
Lineage: Eukaryota; Metazoa; Chordata; Mammalia; Carnivora; Phocidae
Product: CXXC-type zinc finger protein 1-like
Exons: 13
Coding region: 1-1623 (540 amino acids)
Biological process (GO): positive regulation of DNA-templated transcription
Cellular component (GO): Set1C/COMPASS complex
Source: RefSeq, a predicted model, not a curated record
AUGGUGCAGGACCUUGCCAUGGUGACACUGGCCACCGCCCAUUCGGUCACAGCUGCCUGCUGUGGACUGCAGAAGUCCAGGCUGUCCCAGAUGCUGGCAGUGCCAUUGGCGCCUUGGAUGAGCGAAACUGACGAGUUCCUGUUCCUGGAUGGUGUGCUGCAGAAACCAGCAGUGAAUGUGAAGAAAAUGGAGAAUUUGAAGAUAAAGAAAGAGAAGAAGCAGAAGCAAAAGCUCACGGAAAAGUGGAAACACACAGACAAGACAGAUGCCAAGGAUCUAGCCUUGCUGCGGCAGUGCCUGGGACCUGGCUGUGUGUAUCCCACCCGGCCAGGCUCCAAGUACUGCUCGGACGCCUGUGGCAUGAAACUGGCAGCUGACCGCAUCUAUGAGAUUCUGCCCAAGCGCAUCCAGCAGUGGCAGAAGAGCCCCUGCAUUGCUGAGGAGCACGGCAAAAAAAUGCUUGAGCGCAUCCACCGUGAGCAGCAGGACGCUCACACCCGCCUGAAGGACAUGGAGUGCCAUUUCCAUGAACUUGAGGCCAUAAUUCUGCGUGGCAAGCAGCAGGCUGUGUGCAAGGAUGAGGAGACCAACAAAAGUAACAGGAACAACGUAAACCUGCAGAUCUUCUGUGUCUCCUGCGGGCAGUCAGUCAGCGUGCGUGUUGCCCUGCGCCACAUGGAACACUGUUUUGCCAAGUAUGAGUGCAAGUCGUCCUUCGGGUCCAUGUACCCCACUUGCAUUGAAGGGGCCACAAGGCUCUUCUGUGAUGUUUACAACCCAAAGAGUAAGAGGUACUGUAAACGGCUUCAGGUGCUGUGCCCUGAGCACUCAAGAGAUACCAAGAUACCAGACGAUGAGGUGUGUGGUUGCCCACUAGUGCAUAAUGUCUUUGAGGUCACUGGUAAUUUCUGUUGUCUUCCCAAACGCUUAUGCAACCUCCACUACUGCUGGGAGAAGCUGAGGCGUGCUGAGGUGGACCUAGAGCGCCUUCGUGUGUUGCACAAGCUGGAAGAGCUAGUUGAGCAGGAGCACAAGGUGCGCACAGCUAUGACGAACCGGGCAGGGCUGCUGGCCCUGAUGCUUCACCAGACAAUCCAGCAUGACCCACUCACCACUGACCUGCGCUCCAAACCUGCCCUGUACAUUGAAGCCCCAGGUGGUCAUGAACAUUUCAUACUCGUAGGGCUGCCAGAAGAAGCCUGGGACCUCUGCCAUAUCUGCUUUGAUCAGGCCCCCAGCCAGGCCUCCCGUGCCAUGGAGGUGUGUCCGUGCUAUGUCCUAGGAGGCCUGCACACUCCCAAUUUCUUCCCCUUCUUCGCUCGUGAUCCAGAGUGCAGAUCCAAAGACCCCCCUCCUCCAGGAAGACCGCCCAAAAGAACGUCGCCACCCAUGCUCCCGGCCACUGAGACAGCUCCGCCGCUCUGCUCUGUGAGUUUAGAGGCUUCCUCACCCUCGGUACGGAAUGGUCACUCCUCCAACAUGGCGCACCCUACGGGGAAGCGCGACCUGGGCGCGGCCACGUUCCCCGCCUGGCAACGCGGCCUAGGGGCCCUGAACGCUCCAAAGCACCGAUUCCGUAACAUCCCCAUGUUGACUCUGGGCGGACAGCGGCUUCGAAUGUAG